CCGAAGCUCUGCGUGGUGAAGUCAUACGCGUGCGACAGAUCAGUUGGCGCUCCGGAACGGAAGGAGAGGAACAAUAAGAGUGGAUCAGAGAUGCAGUCUGGAUCAGACUCUUCAGGAUCUGGACUGAAAUCAGUCAGAAGAUCUCCUCGUCUGUCUCCUCAGUGCAGCAGUAAAGGCAAGGAGGAGAGGAGAGGAGGAGACAGCCUGCAGGAGGCGAAGAGGAGAGGAAAGAUGGAGAAGAGCAGAGACCAGGAUGAGGAGCUAGGGGACAGACUGCAGACGCUGAAUCUGUCCAGCAGACCAGUAGCCAGAGGAACAGGUCUGGUUUACUCUGAGAUCUUCACACAUCAUAAGAACCUGUGGGACUCCAGUCAUCCAGAGAGUCCCGAGAGAGUGACAUCCAUCAUGGAGGAGCUGCAAAGACAGGACCUGCUGUCUCACUGCAUCACAGUGGAGCCCAGAGAAGCUGAAGAAGAAGAGCUGCUGCUCGCUCACAUGAAACAUUAUGUGGAUUUGAUGAAGUCGACUCAGACGAUGACAGAGAGUGAACUUCACAAUCUGUCUGAGAAAUACGACUCCGUUUACCUUCAUCCUGAGUCCUUCCAGGUUAGUUUGUCGGCAGUGGGUUCAGUCCUCAAGCUGGUCGAUCAGGUGAUGACUUCUGAGCUCAGGAACGGGUUCGCUGUCAUCAGACCUCCAGGUCAUCACGCUCAGUCUAACCUGUCAAACGGUUACUGUAUUUUCAACAACGUGGCGAUCGCAGCUCGAUACGCCCAGACCAGACACUCAGUCAGCAGGGUGUUGAUAGUGGACUGGGAUGUUCAUCAUGGUCAAGGAAUCCAGUACCUGUUCCAGGAAGACCCGAGUGUCCUGUACUUCAGUGUCCACAGGUAUGAGCAGGGGUCUUACUGGCCUCAUCUCCCAGAAUCUGACAGUCAGUUUGUUGGCAGCGGACGAGGUGAAGGCAGAAACAUCAACCUGCCCUGGAACAAGACGGGGAUGACAGACGCUGAUUACAUCGCAGCUUUUCAACAACUGCUGCUGCCUGUAGCCUACGAGUUUCAGCCUCAGCUGGUUCUGGUCUCUGCUGGAUUUGAUGCUGCAGUCGGAGAUCCGAAGGGGGAGAUGUGUGUGAGUCCACAGUGUUUCCAUGUUCUGACUCACAUGCUGAUGAGUUUGGCAGAAGGUCGACUUGUUCUCGCUCUCGAGGGAGGUUAUAACUUGCAGUCGACAGCAGAGGGCGUCGCAGCCUGUGUCAGAGCUCUGCUGGGAGGAGCCUGUCCUCCUCUGACCCCGCCCACUGCUCCAUCUGACAGUGCUCUGCAGUCCAUCUCUCAGACUGUCUCAGCUCUGUAUCCACACUGGGCUUCUCUGCAAACACUGGGUGAGACUCUGUGUGAUCAUAGAGACUUUAUUUUGAAAGAAGGCGGCCCGUUGGCUCCGGGGCGCAUUGUUAGAGCAACAACCAAUGAGCAGAUCACGAAACAGACCUCUGUUGCCACGACAACCGGUCUGGUUUAUGAUGAGAGGAUGAUGGAACACAUGAACAUGUGGGACAGACAUCACCCUGAACAGCCUCAGAGAAUCUUUAAAAUCUUCUCCAAACAUCAGCAACUGGGAUUGGUCGAUCGUUGCCAACGGAUACAAGCACGCUUAGCAACAGAGGAGGAGCUGUCCAGGUGUCACAGUGUGCAGCACAUUGAGCAGAUGAGAGCCACAGCAGAGAUGAAGCCCAGAGAGCUACACAAACUGGCACACGACUUCAACUCCAUCUUCAUCAACAACCAGAGCUUCAAGUCCGCUCUGCUGGCUGCUGGAGGCUGCUUCACCGCUGUGGAGAGGCUGCUCACAGGACAGGUGAGUAACGGCGUGGCGAUCGUUCGUCCUCCUGGUCAUCACGCAGAGAGAGAUUCUCCUUGUGGUUUCUGUUUAUUCAACACGGCAGCGCUCGCCGCUCGCCACGCCCAGAAAAUAUCCAAUGAGGCGCCGCUGCGAGUCCUCAUCCUGGACUGGGACGUUCACCACGGCAACGGGACGCAGCACAUGUUCGAGGAUGACGACAGCGUCCUGUACAUCUCCCUCCAUCGCUAUGACAACGGGACAUUCUUCCCAUCUUCAGAGGACGCCGCCACCGACAAGGUGGGCGUGUCCAAGGGGGCGGGGUUUAACGUCAACGUGGCGUGGAGUGGCGGGCGGAUGGGCGACUCAGACUACCUUGCUGCUUUUCACAACAUUGUCAUGCCGAUUGCCACCGAGUUUAACCCCGGUCUGGUUGUGGUGUCUGCCGGGUUCGAUGCAGCUCGGGGGGAUCCGCUGGGUGGAUAUAAUGUUACCCCAGAGGGAUACGCCCACCUGACACACCUGCUGAUGUCACUGGCCGGGGGGCGGGUCCUACUCAUACUGGAGGGAGGUUAUAACUUGUCAUCUAUCUCUGACUCCAUGGCGAUGUGCACCAGCGUGUUGCUAGGAGACACUCCUCCCUCCUUGGUGACGCCUCUCCCCCCUCCUCAUCACAACGCCGUGGCAGCGAUCAACGAGGUCAUCCGACACCACGCCCCCUACUGGAGGUCACUGAGGAUACGCAUCCCAGAGUCUGUGCGGGCGUCACUGUCCUCCCUGAAGCAUCGUGGGAAACGUAGUUCUAAAGGAAAGGGCAGGAAGUCAGAGGAGAGCGGCACAAACAAACCACCGCUGCCCCCUACAGGACCGGAGGACACGACGGUAAAUAUUUUAAGAUCGUCCAAUCAGACGGAGGGCGGUCUGGAGCAGCUCACUCAGGGACUGGCCAGUUUGGACAUCGGUCAAACCUCAGCCAAUCACAGUCCUGCUCCGUCCACCGCGGUGGGAGGGGCCAGGCCGAAGGUCCGCCUCAGCCUGGAGAAGGUCACCUGUGAAGGUGACGGUGAAGUGAAGGCGGAGGCAAGUGAAGUGACACCUGAGCAGAGCCAAUCAGCAGAGAGUGUGCUGCCACAGCCUCAGGCUGUCGCCGUGGCAGCGCCAGAGUCGGUUGCCCCUGGUGACGAGGCAGCUGGUGGAGCGGGGGCGGAGCCAGAGACAGAGGGAGCGUGUGGUUGGUCGAAGCCUAAGACGUCUCUGGAGCUGACGUGUGGAGGACAGACAGACACCCCUCUGUUCGUGGUGGACCCUCUGUCCUGGUGUCCUCACCUGGAUGCUGUUAAGCCCCUCCCCCCCUCAGGUAUAGAUGUCUUCCUGCCGUGUAAGGACUGCGGCUCCGACGCUGAGAACUGGACCUGUCUCACCUGCUACCAGGUGUUCUGCGGUCGUUAUGUUAAUGAGCACAUGGUGACUCACGGCGUUGUGUCUGAACACCCCGUGGUUCUGAGCUUCUGUGAUCUGUCUGUGUGGUGUUACCUGUGUGAGGCCUACGUCCACAACCAGAUUCUGUUUGAAGCUAAAAACGCUGCUCACUGCGCCAAGUUUGGAGAGGAGAUCCCUCCGUGGAGCUGAGAGGAAGAGGAGGAGGUGAUGAAGAGGGGGAGGACAUGAUGAAGAGGAGGAUGACGGUGUAAAACCCUGAGAGCAUGUAUCUGUUCUUCGGCCUCUCUUCCUUCAGUGUGAUUGGACUGUUGAGUGCGUUGCCAUGGAUACCGCAGCAAGCAGCUGUGGUGCUUUGUGGGAAACGUCUACGGUGUCUCACAGCUGCCAAAAAAAGCCUAAAACAAAUGAGGAAGUGAUGUUUUUAUUUUGUUUUUAUUUUCUAACUGCAGAUCGGUGCUGAUCAUCUUCAUCUCUUUAAAGGUCCGGUGUGUAGAUUUAGUGACAUCUAGUGGUGAGACGGCAGAUUGUAACCAACUGAAUACCGCUCACCCCUCCCUUCACUAGCGAGAACUACGGUGGCCUUCAGGUAACGUAAAAACAUGAAAGUCUCUCUC
Sebastes umbrosus (honeycomb rockfish) is the source of this 3893-nucleotide messenger RNA. RefSeq names its product histone deacetylase 6 (gene hdac6). Gene Ontology annotation, biological process: chromatin organization. The record is from RefSeq and is a predicted model, not a curated record. The coding region runs from base 91 to 3468 and encodes 1125 amino acids. The transcript is spliced from 28 exons. Gene Ontology annotation, molecular function: histone deacetylase activity; zinc ion binding. Gene Ontology annotation, cellular component: histone deacetylase complex. Lineage: Eukaryota; Metazoa; Chordata; Actinopteri; Perciformes; Sebastidae.